Molecule: messenger RNA, 859 nt
Organism: Anopheles moucheti
Lineage: Eukaryota; Metazoa; Arthropoda; Insecta; Diptera; Culicidae
Exons: 2
Coding region: 179-829 (216 amino acids)
Source: RefSeq, a predicted model, not a curated record
GUUAAUUUUAAACUCUUAACGUUGACGAAGCUUUGAACAAGUAACGAUAGUGCAUAAAACAGGUGUUCUGAUAAACUUUAAACGUUCUACAUCAUGAAACAAUAACGAACGGAUAGUUUGCUGUUGGGACAAAGAUUUCUUUCGAUUUGGCUCGUGAAAUCCCUGGUUUAAUAACAACAUGAAGCGUGUAGCAGACCUUGAUUGUAAAAAUGUACCCGUCGGCAAGUCGCGUGAAAAGUUGUUGCGUUCGCGUAACAAACGCAAAUGCAAGCGGAAGAAGAAUGCACGUACGAUGAGAAUGCGAUUGUGGACGUUGAAAGCGCCAGCGAAUCAGUGCAGCUCGGAACAAUACCAGCGGGAAAGCAUUCAUCAUACGCCGCCGACAGUUGCCGAACCGUGCACUGAGAUACGCUUGAAGCAUGCUCAGAACGUAUGGAUUAGAACUUAUCAACGGAUUGUAAAAUGGCAUGGCAAACAUCAAACGAACUAUUGGAAGCACUGUGCCCAACAUUUGAAGGCGGAAAAUGAACGUUUGAAGCGUGUGAUGUUGGCAACACGACCAUUAGCCAACAGUAACGAUGCUGAGGAGAGUGAUUCCGACCACAGAGACGAUCCGUUCGGUGAUACAGAGGAUGAAAGUUCGGAGGAAUUGGAUGCAAUCGAAGGAUCUCACGAAAGACUGCAACGACAGCGAAAACGACGAACCUCCGGACGGGACGAGCAGCGGCAAGAGCGAGAAGAGCUUGACGAGGAGUUUCUCGCGUUCAUGGAAGUAUCUGCCCGGCACCGGCUCGAGCAUCGACGACUGAAAAAUGAAAGUGUUCAUUAAUUAGAUUUAUGAAUAAAUUAAUACCGAUUA